Molecule: messenger RNA, 1717 nt
Organism: Benincasa hispida (wax gourd)
Lineage: Eukaryota; Viridiplantae; Streptophyta; Magnoliopsida; Cucurbitales; Cucurbitaceae
Gene: DBR1
Product: debranching enzyme 1
Biological process (GO): mRNA splicing, via spliceosome
Cellular component (GO): nucleus
Molecular function (GO): RNA lariat debranching enzyme activity
Source: RefSeq, a predicted model, not a curated record
CCCAACUCAAGUCCCAGAUAGGCCGAAAGGGUUUUUGCUUCCGAGAAGGAAAGAAAAUGGAGGGUUUAUGCCUUUCUGGGGUAUGAAUUGAUUCAUUACAUCAAACGUUGCUGGGUUACUUUUAAAUUCCAACGACAGAUUUAGAAUCGUCUCUUGCUCGAGGAAGAAGAAGAAGAAGCAUGAGGAUUGCAGUGGAAGGUUGCAUGCACGGUGACCUCGACAAUGUCUACAGAACUCUCCAAUACAUGGAGCAAGUUCAAAACAUCAAAAUCGACCUUCUGCUCUGCUGUGGCGACUUUCAGCGAUUUAGGCUGUUAGGAAUGAGAACGAUCUGAAGAGCUUAAAUGUGCCGCCCAAAUAUCGAUCCAUGAACUCGUUCUGGAAGUAUUACUCAGGAGCUGAAGUCGCUCCCUAUCCUACUAUUUUCAUUGGUGGGAAUCAUGAAGCGUCUAAUUAUCUGUGGGAAUUGUACUAUGGAGGUUGGGCUGCGCCUAAUAUAUACUUUUUGGGCGUUGCUGGUGUAGUCAAGUUUGGAAAUAUUCGUAUUGGUGGGCUGUCUGGCAUUUAUAAUGCACGCCAUUAUCAUUUAGGUCACUAUGAGAGGCCUCCAUACAAUGAGAAUACUAUAAGAUCUAUUUACCAUGUUCGUGAAUAUGAUGUUCGGAAGCUUAUGCAAGUUGAGGAACCAAUUGACAUUUUUCUUUCUCAUGAUUGGCCACUUGGCAUCACUGAUUAUGGAGACUGGAAGCAACUUAUUAGGUUUAAACCCUUUUUUGAGAAGGAGAUUCAGGAAAAAAGUCUUGGGAGUAAGGCUGCAGCUCAGUUGCUAGAAAAGCUCAGACCCCCUUACUGGUUUUCAGCCCACUUGCACUGUAAGUUUGCUGCUCUUGUUCAACAUGGUGAAGGUGGCCCCUUGACAAAAUUUCUUGCUCUUGAUAAGUGUCUUCCUAGGCGUAAAUUUUUACAGGUUAUCGAGAUCGAAGCAGAGCCUGGACCUUAUGAGAUUCAUUAUGAUGAAGAAUGGUUAGCAAUAACACGAAGGUUCAAUGAAAUCUUCCCUUUGACAGCCAAAAGUGCAAAUUAUGGAAGUAUAAAGCUUGAAAUGGAAGAUUGUCGGCAAUGGGUCAAAACCAGUUUAAAAGAAAGAGGAACAAAACCUUUUGACUUUGUUCAGACUGUUCCUUGUUAUGAUCCAUCAAGAUCUGUCUCCAACAGUCAGCUUGCUGGAUAUCCUCGAAAUCCUCAGACUGAAUCUUUGCUGAAGUUUCUUGAACUCCCUUAUCUUCUUGACGACAUGUUGGAAUCUGAUGGACCAUCGGGGAGUUCUGUUCCUUUAUCAGACAGUGGUUCGUUCUUUGACAGCGAAGACAUUCCGAUUGAUGAUGUAGAUGAUAUGGAAGAAGAAACUGCAGAACCUGAAGAUGCAUAAACCCAGAACCUGGGCAAUGACACCAAAAUCUUCCAUAAUGAAUGAAGAUUGACCACUUAAGCUUUAUGCUAUAAUUGUAUAGAAUGGGCUCUUUCUUCCCUCCUAAUUGUAUAUCCCAAUUACAUUAACGUAAAUGGAUUCAGCCAUUCGUUACUAAACUCUUCUUGGAGCACUUUUUAUUCACCCAGAAAUAGAGAUUGUAAAGUCACUACUUGAAGUGUCAUGCAUUCUAGAGAAUUUCCAUUGUCAAGAAUUUAUCCUUUCUUAAUUUAAAAAUUACCUUCGAAA